This is a messenger RNA of Nylanderia fulva, 914 nucleotides long. Its product is annotated as multiple coagulation factor deficiency protein 2 homolog. Lineage: Eukaryota; Metazoa; Arthropoda; Insecta; Hymenoptera; Formicidae. The record is from RefSeq and is a predicted model, not a curated record.
AAUGGAAAAACGUCGAUAAGCGACGUCGCGCGUUCUCGCCGACCAAGUCGUGAGCGACAGGGUCGAGAAAACCACGAACGGGGGAUCCUAGAACACGAAGGGUGGAUCGAACAGUCAAAUCCGUCGCCGAUCGGAUCAAUCGGUCAUCACGGAGCGUUUAAGGCAGAUAGCAAAAUGAAGAUGAUACUUUUAAUUAAUUUAUGGCUCGGCCUAGUAACUGGCUUUCGUGGACCGCAUCAUCCUAAGAGUAGCAUAUCUCAUCAUCAUUAUACACCGCAAAAUGAAAUCAAAUUAACGCAGGAUUCCGAGCUUCUUCACGAUGCAACGCAUCUAAAGGAGGACAUAGGUCCCAUGGCCGAUGAACUCGACUUUUCAAAGAUGACGGAACAAGAAAUAGAAUUCUACUAUUUUCAAAUUCACGAUGUCGACAAUAAUACGAAAUUAGAUGGACUAGAAAUUUUUCACGCUCUUCAACAUACAUUACACGAAGAAAGCGAGACGCAAUCGGAGCAAGACUUGGACUGGAUUGUAGAGCUAAUAGAUAAAGUAUUGGCAGAGGAUGAUUUAAACAACGAUGGCUAUCUAGAAUAUGUUGAAUUUGUUUUGGGAAGAAAGAGAGAUCAUGACGCGCAGGAGAAACGGGAUAAGCUCAGGCUCGGAACGUGAAAAUUGUUAACUCAGAACAUAUAAUUUAAAAUUAUAUAUAUAUAUAUAUGUAUUAAGAGAAAUAAAAUAAUAAGCAUUUUACACAUUGUAAAAUAUAUUAUGAAUCAUAUCUAAUUAUAUGUGACUGAUAUUGUGCUAUCAGUAUCAUUAUGCUUAACUGUCGUAAUGUGUAAUUUUUUAUUUUCAAAAUUUACUGAUAUAUGUUUUCUAGAGUUAUUGUUAAUUUUCUCACGUCAAAAAUCAGAAAA